This is a messenger RNA of Osmerus eperlanus (European smelt), 2449 nucleotides long. RefSeq names its product autocrine motility factor receptor b (gene amfrb). Gene Ontology annotation, biological process: ubiquitin-dependent protein catabolic process; protein K48-linked ubiquitination; endoplasmic reticulum unfolded protein response. Gene Ontology annotation, cellular component: cytosol; endoplasmic reticulum; ubiquitin ligase complex. NCBI's taxonomy places the organism in Eukaryota, Metazoa, Chordata, Actinopteri, Osmeriformes, Osmeridae. The record is from RefSeq and is a predicted model, not a curated record. Gene Ontology annotation, molecular function: ubiquitin binding; ubiquitin protein ligase activity. The transcript has 14 exons. The coding region runs from base 267 to 2135 and encodes 622 amino acids.
GCUGUGUGGAUGACGUUGCUUAGAAACUCAGACGUCUGGAGCUAGCUAGCUAGCCAGCUAGUUUACAGUCUGAUGACUUGUUUCGCUGAAAUAAAACGAUGAUGUCAACUUAGCGAAGCAUUGCUUUUGUAAUUUAAUAGCACUACGCUGGACUAAAAUAUCAACUUAAAACAGACGUCCGGCUAGACAAAGCUGGGGUGUUUUGGUAACUGGUAUCUAGCCAAUUUACCUCACAAGUCUGGUGAAAGAGAAGGCAAACCUCAACCAUGCCUCUGCUUUUUUUGGAGAGGUUUCCUUGGCCCAGUCUGCAAACCUACACAGCGCUGAGUGUGGCCCUACUGGCUGGUAGCAUUUUCAGCGCCUACACCACUGUGACAGAUCCUGGGUAUGAGGUCUCAGAUGUGGAUGAGCCUCCACCCAUUCCCUCUGGUGUAGACAUUGAAGACCUUAGUGGUGAUACUGGGGACAAAGACUUGGCAUCCACCGUUCUGGGGUACCUUGUGGCUGACAGUCUGUUUGUAUGGGUGUUGGUCAACACAGCUUGCUGCUCUCUGAUGCUGAUCGCUAAGAUGAUCCAGUGUAUUGUGUUUGGGCCCCUCCGGGUCAGCGAGAAACAGCACCUGAAGGACAAGUUCUGGAACUUUAUCUUCUACAAGUUCAUCUUCAUCUUUGGGGUGCUGAACGUGCAGACGGUGGAGGAGGUGGUCAUGUGGUGUCUGUGGUUCUCUGCCCUGGUCUUCCUCCACCUCAUGGUCCAGCUCUGCAAGGACCGCUUUGAAUAUCUGUCCUUCUCCCCCACCACUCCUAUGAACAGCCAUGUCCGUGUCCUGGCCCUGCUGGUGUCUCUGCUGCUGGGCUGCUGUGGCCUGGCUGUUGUGUGUGGCCUGCUGGGAGCGGUCCAUGGGAUGCACACCCUCUCCUUCAUGGCUGCCGAAUGUCUAUUGGUGACUGUACGAACAGGGCAUGUCAUCAUGCGGUAUUCUAUUCACUUGUGUGAUCUGAACCACCCUGGGACUUGGGAGAGCAAGGGCACCUACGUGUACUACACAGACUUCAUCAUGGAGCUGACUAUGCUGUCCCUGGACCUAAUGCACCACAUCCACAUGCUGCUGUUUGGAAACAUCUGGCUGUCCAUGGCCAGUCUAGUCAUCUUCAUGCAGCUGCGCUAUCUCUUCCACGAGGUCCAGCGACGCAUCCGCCGCCACAAGAACUACCUGCGCGUCAUCGACAACAUGGAGGCGAGGUUUGCAGUGGCCACAGCAGAGGAGCUCACUGCCAACAACGAUGACUGUGCAAUCUGCUGGGAUGCCAUGCAGACUGCACGCAAACUGCCCUGUGGCCAUCUCUUCCACAACUCCUGCCUCCGCUCCUGGCUGGAGCAGGACACCUCGUGCCCUACUUGUCGGAUGUCCCUGAACAUCAACGGAGAUGGGGGCCUGGCACGGGCCCAGCAGCACCCAGGGGGGCCCCUGGAGGAUAACAUGGGCCCCGGAGGGCCUGCUGCAGAUGCCCGGCCACACAUCAACCAUCACAACCAUUUCUUCCACUUCGAUGGAUCCCGCAUUGCCAGUUGGCUGCCCAGUUUUUCAGUUGAGGUGAUGCACACCACCAACCUCCUGGGCAUCGCUCAGGCCAACAACUCUCAGCUGAAUGCCAUGGCCCACCAGAUCCAGGAGAUGUUUCCCCAGGUGCCCUACCACCUGGUGCUGCAGGACCUGCAGCUGACCCGCUCUGUGGAGGUCACCACUGACAACAUCUUGGAGGGACGCAUCCAGGUGCCGUUCCCUACACAGCCUUCAGAGCGAGCCGCACUGCAGGGUGGCCCUGCAUCAGAAGAGCCAGCUGGGGCCAGUGGAGGGGAGCACGGCAGGCCCAGCGAGCUAGACAACCUUGAGGUCAGAGGCAGCCGCUUCUCUAAGUCGGCCGAGGAGAGACAGAAGAUGUUAAUGCAGAGGAAGGAUGAACUCUUGCAGCAAGCACGCAGGAGAUACCUGAGUAAGAGCCCAGAGGAAGAAGAGGAGAACCCGCCCAGACUGGAGGAUGACGGGCCUGACUCCAACCUGCUCAGGCACAGGACCCUGGCAGCCGCAGCAGCAGAGAGACGCAACGAAAACCACCAGGACCCGGCACCCUGAGACCCAGCUCACAUGCCCACGCGCUCAGACCAGCCUCCAGACCCCUCCAGAGUGACCACCACACUCAUUUUAAGAGGCCCUGAAAGAGCUAGUCCCACAUUCAAAAUGAUCCACGGAAAUACCUACACAAACGUGAUUUGAAACCAGUGUUCCGAGCAUGGCUGCAGCGGGGGUGGGCUGCUUUAGACUGCCUUUAGAAAGACGAGACCUGCCAGAAAAUUAGGAAUGGCCUGUGAGUCUGAGCUUUCAUAAGUGUCUACAUGGGCGUGUGCGUGUGUGCGUGUGUGCGUGUGUGUGUGUGUGUGUGUGUGGGG